Lepus europaeus (European hare) is the source of this 904-nucleotide messenger RNA. RefSeq names its product fat storage inducing transmembrane protein 1 (gene FITM1). The record is from RefSeq and is a predicted model, not a curated record. Gene Ontology annotation, biological process: lipid droplet organization; lipid storage; phospholipid biosynthetic process. The transcript is spliced from 2 exons. Bases 1 to 879 code for a protein of 292 amino acids. Gene Ontology annotation, cellular component: endoplasmic reticulum membrane. Lineage: Eukaryota; Metazoa; Chordata; Mammalia; Lagomorpha; Leporidae.
AUGGAACGGGGGCCGGCAGUGGGGGCAGGGCUGAGUGCCGGGACCCGAGUCCGGGCAGUGCUGGCCUGCCUGGUGAGGGUGCUACUCUGGGUAGCUUCUGCCUUGCUGUAUUUUGGGAGCGAACAAGCCGCCCGCCUCCUGGGCAGCCCCUGCUUACGGCGCCUCUACCAUGCCUGGUUGGCAGCAGUGGUCAUCUUCGGGCCCCUUCUGCAGUUCCACGUCAACCCUCGGACUAUCUUCGCCAGCCACGGCAACUUCUUCAACAUAAAGUUUGUGAAUUCGGCAUGGGGCUGGACAUGCACCUUCCUGGGAGGCUUCGUGUUGCUGGUGGUGUUCCUGGCCACUCGGCGCGUGGCCGUGACCGCCAGACACCUGAGCCGGCUAGUGGUGGGUGCAGCCGUGUGGCGGGGGGCCGGCCGGGCCUUCCUGCUCAUCGAGGACCUGACGGGGUCCUGCUUUGAGCCUCUGCCCCAGGGCCUGCUGCUCCACGAGCUGCCCGACCGCCGCAGCUGCCUGGCAGCCGGCCACCAGUGGCGGGGCUACACGGUCUCCUCUCACACCUUCCUGCUCACUUUCUGCUGCCUGCUCAUGGCCGAGGAAGCCGCGGUGUUUGCCAAGUACCUGGCCCACGGGCUGCCUGCGGGAGCGCCCCUGCGCCUCGUCUUCCUGCUCAACGUGCUGCUGCUGGGGCUCUGGAACUUCCUGCUGCUCUGCACCGUCAUCUACUUCCACCAGUACACGCACAAGGUGGUGGGCGCCGCCGUGGGCACCUUCGCCUGGUACCUCACCUACGGCAGCUGGUAUCAUCAACCCUGGUCUCCGGGGAGCCCGGGCCAUGGCCUCUUCCCCCGCCCCCACGCCAGCCGCAAGCAUAACUGAAGGAAAUAAAGUCACCCCGGGCCUG